Hyaena hyaena (striped hyena) is the source of this 3023-nucleotide messenger RNA. RefSeq names its product protein kinase AMP-activated non-catalytic subunit gamma 2 (gene PRKAG2). The transcript is spliced from 16 exons. Lineage: Eukaryota; Metazoa; Chordata; Mammalia; Carnivora; Hyaenidae. The record is from RefSeq and is a predicted model, not a curated record. The coding region runs from base 598 to 2304 and encodes 568 amino acids.
UCCUCCCUCCCCUCCGCCCCAUCUCGCCCAGAAGGGGGACGGGCGGAGUUCCAGGCUCGGGGCUGGUUCGUUCUGCGGCCCAGGAUUCUAUUUACAAGCAAACUGCCUCACCCUCGCCAGAUUGUCCACCUCGGCGCUGGCACCGGGGGCUUGUGUUCCAAAUCACCGUGUUUCCCUGCACCUGCCUUUCAGGUUACCUCUGGGAAUCUGUGGGAGGAGCUGACAGGGUGGCCAGGGUAGCUUUGUUUUGCAAAAGGAAGAAAACUUUGUCACCCAGAGGGAGACCUCUGCCACGCGUAACCCGGAGAGAGACCAGAACCAGGACAACCUUGGCUUUGAGUUUUUAUCGAUGAGCCCGUAAGGAGGAAGAGGACACGUGAACUCGGCGCACACGCCGACCGCCAUCCGCCCCGGUGGCGGCGGCCGGAGGUACCUGCGCCACCUUCCCUCCCCGCGGAAGUCCCCGCGCGGUGUCUCCGCGGUGCAAGGGGAACCAUCCGGAGCGCGCGGCUCGAGGCCGACCGCGGGGGCCGCGCUGGAAAGGAGAGGACCGAGCUGCGGGAACGAGUUACCCGGAAUUAACUUCUAGUUAAAGUUAUGGGAAGCGCGGCCAUGGACACCAAGAAGAAGAAAGAGGUUUCCAGCCCGGGCGGGAGCAGCGGCAAAAAAAAUCCCAGCCAGAAGAGGCGUUCGCUGCGGGUGCACAUCCCGGACCUGAGUUCCUUUGCCAUGCCCCUCCUGGACGGAGACCUGGAGAGCUCAGAAAAGCAUGCUUCUCGUAAGGUGGACAGCCCCUGCGGCUCUGGCAGCCCCUCCAAAGGGUUCUUCUCGCGAGGCCCCCAGCACCAGCCCUCCAGCCCCAUGUCUGCUCCCGGGAGGCCCAAGACCAGCCCUGGCUCCCCCAAAACCGUGUUCCCGUUUUCCUAUCAGGAGUCCCCGCCGCGCUCCCCACGCCGCAUGAGCUUCAGCGGGAUCUUUCGCUCCUCAUCCAAAGAGUCCUCCCCCAACUCCAACCCGUCUACCUCGCCCGGGGGCAUCAGGUUCUUCUCCCGCUCCAGAAAAACCUCCGGCCUCUCCUCCUCUCCGUCGACACCCACCCAAGUGGCCAAGCAGCACACGUUUCCUCUCGAAUCCUACAAGCAUGAGCCUGAGCGGCUGGAAAAUCGCAUCUAUGCCUCCACCUCCCCUCCGGACACGGGCCAGAGGUACUGCCCAUCCUCCUUCCAGAGCCCGGCCAGGCCUCCGGCGGCCUCACCCACACACCUCGCUUCCUCCAGAGCCGCGGCGCUGGCGGCGGCCCCGGGACCCGCGGAAGCCGGCAUGCUGGAGAAAUUCGAGUUGGAAGAAGAAGCAGAAGACUCGGAAAGUGGCGUCUACAUGCGCUUCAUGAGGUCACACAAGUGUUACGACAUCGUUCCCACCAGUUCAAAGCUUGUGGUGUUUGACACAACGUUACAAGUGAAAAAGGCCUUCUUUGCCUUGGUGGCCAAUGGUGUGCGCGCAGCGCCGCUGUGGGAGAGUAAGAAGCAGAGUUUUGUAGGAAUGCUGACAAUUACAGAUUUCAUAAAUAUACUACAUAGAUACUAUAAGUCACCCAUGGUACAGAUUUAUGAAUUAGAGGAACAUAAGAUUGAAACAUGGAGGGAGCUUUAUUUACAAGAAACAUUUAAGCCUUUAGUGAAUAUAUCUCCAGAUGCAAGCCUCUUCGAUGCUGUAUACUCGUUGAUCAAAAAUAAAAUCCACAGAUUGCCAGUUAUUGACCCUAUCAGUGGGAAUGCACUUUAUAUACUUACCCACAAAAGAAUCCUCAAGUUCCUCCAGCUUUUUAUGUCGGAUAUGCCAAAGCCUGCCUUCAUGAAGCAGAACCUGGACGCCCUGGGGAUCGGGACCUACCACAACAUCGCCUUCAUCCACCCGGACACGCCCAUCAUUAAAGCCUUGAACGUCUUCGUAGAAAGACGGGUGUCGGCCCUGCCUGUGGUGGAUGAAUCAGGAAAAGUUGUAGAUAUUUAUUCCAAAUUUGAUGUCAUUAACCUUGCUGCUGAGAAGACGUACAACAACCUAGACAUCACGGUGACCCAAGCCCUUCAGCACCGCUCACAGUACUUCGAGGGUGUUGUGAAGUGCAGUAAGCUGGAAGUCCUGGAGACCAUCGUGGACAGGAUAGUGCGGGCCGAGGUGCAUCGGCUGGUGGUAGUCAACGAAGCAGAUAGCAUCGUGGGUAUUAUUUCCCUGUCGGACAUCCUGCAGGCCCUGAUACUCACUCCCGCAGGUGCCAAACAAAAGGAGACAGAAACAGAAUGACCGCUGUGAGCCGAGGAGCCCUCGUGGGAGAACUUGAGCAAAGAUUCCGGGUCACGCUUUGCCUCACGCACACAGACCGUGACCGAGACCGUCAGAUGGCUGAGGACGUAUAUCAGGGUUUAGUGAUGGGUAUUUUUUUUUCCAGUGGUGUUGAAAACGGAGCAUAAGAAACCGAUUUUGUGUGUGUGAAGAUUCCGGCUUGCAUUAAAAGACUGCUCUCAGACCCUCGUCUGAGCGAUUUCAAACGCUGUAUGUUAUUAAAGUGCACUGUGUCCUGAAGUUUUUAUUUUUCAUUUCAAAGAACUCACCACUCUGGAACAGGGAAUCAGACAUAAGGCGAGUGCAGGGCCUCUCAGACCUAGUGCCUUAUGUCAGGACACGUGAUCUGUCAUCACUGCUGCCCAGGACAGCUGGAGCUACACGGUGCUGGGGCGCGACAGUCUCUGGACCUUCACCAAAUCAGUUCUGUUUUCCUUAGAUUUGUCAAACCGCUGUGAUUUGGAUAUAAAUAAUUACUUUAUAAAACUUUUAACGGCAGUUUUCUGUUCAAGUGUCUGUUCCCAACUACAGUGUAAACAAAACCGCUUGAUGACAGCUUUAUUUAUUUUUAUUCUCAUGCAGUUUUUUUGUUUUUUUUGUUUUUUUUUUUUUUUACACAUCUUGGUGGCUAAGCCUCUCCCUGCCCAUUAAUAAACCACCGGCGGUUAUUUUUAAAUGGC